CGAUAGGUACGACCCAGAGGUCCUCUCUCUCUCGGUGCCGAACUGGGAUACCGCCGGGACUAGUUGACGGACACAGACAGCCAUGGCGCCACGGACCGGAGCGGCCCUGUUCUGCUGCCUGCUGAUCGCGGGCGGCUCGGCCUCGCUGGCCGACUCAGUCGGCGAGAGCAAAUUCAUCACGGAGCCGCAGGACGCUGUGGUGGCGCCCGGCGGCCGCACUCAGCUCGACUGCGAGCUCAUCGACGGCGACGUGUGCUCCUGGCGCAUCGACGGCACCCACCUGGGCGUCGACCACUUCUACAACGUGGACCCGCCGGCGCAGGUACACGCGCUGUUCCCGGACCACGAGCGGGUGUGCAGCAUCGUCAUCACCGACAUCGACUGGCGCUACGACGGCUACUGGACGUGCUGGCCGCUGGGCGAGUUCUCGCACUACAGCUCGCGUGCCGCGCGCGUCACCGUCUCAGGUACCCCGAUAACAACGGAGCCGCCGACUGCGGAGCCGACGUCCCAGGCGCCUCCGGAGCCUUCCACCACUCCGCCGGCUCCCGAGACCAGCACCCCUUACCAGCCGACCACGACCCCCUACCAGCCGACCACGACCCCCUACCAGCCGACCACGACCCCUUACCAGCCCACCACCACUCCGUACCGCCCUUCGACGACCAUCGGCCCGGACCCAGACUUUGUGUGCCCGACGCCUUUCGGUCUGUUCGCCGACCCGCGCGACGACAGCUACUUCUACUUCUGCGAGGAGGGCCACCCCAUCCACCUGCAGUGCGAGUACCCGCUCCACUGGGACGACGUGCAGAAAAAGUGCGACUAGCCGGCGGACGCUGCCGACCGGCUGCAUGCAGCGUUCAAGUGGAACGAGAGCCGAUGGGGAUACCAGGAUAUGCGGCAGAGCUGGCUCAACAUUGGUAGUAGUGUGUCCAAACCAUCUGAUAAUUGUUUUUGAAGCCGAAAUAAACAUGAAAAUAUCACG
Amphibalanus amphitrite is the source of this 985-nucleotide messenger RNA. RefSeq names its product platelet glycoprotein Ib alpha chain-like. The transcript is spliced from 3 exons. Gene Ontology annotation, cellular component: extracellular region. The record is from RefSeq and is a predicted model, not a curated record. Gene Ontology annotation, molecular function: chitin binding. Lineage: Eukaryota; Metazoa; Arthropoda; Thecostraca; Balanomorpha; Balanidae. The coding region runs from base 83 to 826 and encodes 247 amino acids.